GGCUAUCUCUGGAACCCUGAAGGCAGCAGGAGUCGUCUGCAGAGAGCUGGACUGUGGCUCUGCUGUUUCUGUGGGAAAGAGAGAGGAGUCCUCAGAGAGACCUGUGUGGAUGAUCAGCUCUGUCUGUGCUCAGUCUGGAUCUGCUCUGAGGGAGUGUGCAGCACCAGAUUCCUCUAAAGACAUCCUGAAUCUCACCUGCUCAGACUCUGUCAGGCUGCUGGGGGGGACUGGUCUGUGCUCAGGCAGACUGGAGGUGAAGUCUGACCAGUCUAACCAGUCUAACCCGUCCUGGUCCUCAGUGUGUGAGGCUGACUUUGACCAGCAGGAUGCUCAGGUGGUCUGCCGGCAGCUGGGCUGUGGGGCUCCUUCAGUCCUCCAGGGGGCGCUCUAUGGAGAAGGGGAGGCUCCAAUGUGGACCAAAGAGUUCCAGUGUGGAGGCCAUGAGUCUGCUCUCCUGGACUGUAGCUCAGCCUCAGAGAGAAACACCUGCUCACCUGGCACAGCUGUUAGCCUCACCUGCUCAGAGCCUGAUGAGGUCAGACUGGUGGGAGGAGAGAGUCGCUGUGCAGGAGACCUGGAGGUGAAACAUCAGGGAGAAUGGAGACCAGUGUCUCUCAGGACCCUGAAGGCAGCAGGAGUCGCCUGCAGAGAGCUAGACUGUGGCUCUGCUGUUUCUGUGGGAGAGAGAGAGGAGUCCUCAAGGAGACCUGUGUGGUUCAUCAGAUCUGACUGUGUUGAGUCUGGAUCUGCUCUGAGGGAGUGUGCAGCAUCAGCUUCCUCUGACUCCUUCCUGAAUCUCACCUGUUCAGAGGAGGUGAGCCUCAGCACCAGCUGGAUGAGGCCUUGUCCUGUUAGAGGAGGUGAGCCUCAGGACGAGCUGGAUGAGGCCUUGUCCUGUUAG
Molecule: messenger RNA, 901 nt
Organism: Trematomus bernacchii (emerald rockcod)
Lineage: Eukaryota; Metazoa; Chordata; Actinopteri; Perciformes; Nototheniidae
Product: CD5 antigen-like
Exons: 5
Coding region: 110-901 (263 amino acids)
Cellular component (GO): membrane
Source: RefSeq, a predicted model, not a curated record